GUAUACACUAUACAGUGACUCAGUGAGGGUAGAGUUAACGAAAAGAACACCCAAAACCCCAUUUUCAAGCUUAUAGAACACAAUUUGGCCUUCCCGCCCGUUAUCAGUUCACCGGCGACCAACGUCAACCGACGUCCGUUGGCAAAACACCAACCGCCGACCGACGAUCGGGCCUCAGAGUUUUGUACUCCAUUGACUGACUUACUGUCAUCAUCUUGUGCAACAAAAACAGCCUCAAGCAAAGUUUCAUUUAUUUGGGGUUGCCUUCGCGAAUGCAAUUUCUGGGGAAAUCCAAAGGUAGCUCGUGACUUGUGUGCUGCUUCCCUUCAUUGUUUGCUGCCUACCAUUUAUUCGUCAAAACUUCCAGAAGGUGCUAAUGUAGUUAAUGUAGAAAAUGCAUCAGAUCACAAGAUUGAAGAAAAUGAUCCCGCGUUUGGUUGCUAGCCGUGGAGGAACGCCCCAAACAAUCUUUCAUUCGUUAUUAGUUGAUGACCUGGGUAUUACCAGAAUACCAGUUUGUUCUCUUUCUUCCUCCUCUGCAUCUUCCGAUGAGACCGACAUGUUUGACCGGUUAAAUCAUAAGGACUGGUUAGCACCCAAUGAAGUUCUAAAAAUCUUCAGAAGGCUGAAAAAUCCAGAAUCAAUUAUUAGUGCCUUGGAAAGGAUCUCCAAGCGUAUGGACUAUAAGCCCAAUGAGGCUUUUUACACGUUGGUCAUUGAGAAGCUUUCCCAAGGAAAGAAGUUUGAUGCCAUUGAUGAUGUCUUGAAGAGGAUAAAAACUGAAAAGAAUUGCAGGCUCUCUGAUGGUUUCUUUUAUGGUGUAAUCAAAAUUUACGGCAACGUGGCUGGUAUUUUGAAUAAAGCGAUAGAGACCCUCUUCAGUAUGCCAGAGUUCAAUUGUUGGCCUGAGGUUAGGACUUUCAAUCUAGUGCUUAACAUGCUUGUCUCGGCCAAACAGUUCGAUGUGAUUCAUGAAGUGUAUUUAGGUGCUUCUCAAUUGGGCAUUGCUGUUGAUGCAUGCUGCCUUAACAUUCUCAUCAAAGGUUUGUGUGAAUGUGAUAAGUUGGACGCAGCCUUUGCCUUGCUUGAUGAGUUCCCCAAACAGGGCUUAAGGCCUAAUGUGAAGACAUACUCAACUUUGAUGCAUUAUCUAUGUGAACAUGGUAGAGUAGAUGAAGCAUUCAAGCUGAGUGAGAGAAUGGACAGAGAGGGUUGCCAUCCUGAUACGAUUACAUUCAAUAUACUGAUUCAGGGGCUUUGUAAGCAAGGGAGAGUGGACGAGGGUAAGGAACUUCUAGACAGAAUGAGACUUAAAGGAUGCUACCCUGAUUUGGGGUCCUAUCAACAGGUUUUGUAUGGCCUACUCAGUUCCGGGAAGUUUGUGGAGGCCAAGUGUUUCAUUGAAUGGAUGGUUUCCAAGGGUGUGUUUCCGAGUUUUCGGUCCUAUAAGUUGGUGCUUGAGGGGCUGCUUCAGGAAAACCUAUUGGAAGAUGUGGAUUCGAUUCUAAAGCAGAUGGUACAGCGAGGAUUUGUACCAAGGAUGGGAAUAUGGAAUAAGAUUCUUAAGAGCAUGUUUCAAGGGACAAACAGCUAUAGUUGCAUUUCUUACUCUGAAAUUAUUUAUGAGUAGGCUUACAACAAGAGGGUCUAUACUCUGGCAGGUUAAACCCUUUUCCAGCAAGUUUGGGCUCUUAACAGGCUUACCGAUGGUGAUGGAGGUUGGACUAGAGAAAGGAUUUUUAACAGUCUUUAAAGACUUAUCCUCGUGCAGUUGCAACUGGCUGCUGUUUUCUUUACUUUCUCCCUUGGGACAAAAUCCCACUAUUAAUCAAACAAUUCUUCAUGGGGGUGCUGAGUACAGGCCUACUGGUCAUAAAGCUGUAGUCUCCAUGCGAACUUCAGUGAAAACUAUAGAUUGUACUCACGCAGAAACUUAAUGAAAGGAUUUAAACUGCUGCUCCUGUUGAUUGUUUACAAUUUGUUCAAGUGGUCUUAUGUGAGCAGCAUGACAUGUAUUAAUUACGUUCUCUAUCUGGUUCAUGUUGAUGACCUGGCUGUUUGCACCAUUUCUGUUUAACCCAUCUGGAUUCAACUUGGAAGGACUGGAAUGAGUGUAUUAAUAAUCAAGGAGGUAUAGGAGUACACCAGGUAAACAGUGAACUGAUGAGGAAAUGGAGGUAGCUGAUUCCUCCCUCACUAAGGAGGCUGUUAGGCCUUGCUGAUACCCACCAUAUGAUGGAGCUAUUAAACUUAACUUUGAAGUAGUGAUCCAGGUCCGUCUGGCAUUGGUGGAGUAUUUAGAAAUGAGCAAAGAUAGUCAUGUGAUCUAUUCAGGCCCAAUCGGAGUAGGUGACCCAUUUCUGUUUAACCCAUCUGGAUUCAACUUGGAAGGGUUGUGGAAGACUGGAAGGACUGGAAUGAGUGGAUUAAUAAUCAAGGAGGUAUAGGAGUACACCAGGUAAACAGUGACCUGAUGAGGAAAUCGAGGGAGGUAGCUGAUUCGUCUCCCACUAAGGAGGCUAUUAGGCCUUGCUGAUACCCACCAUAUGAUGGAGCUAUUAAACUUAGACAGAAGUAGUGAUCCGGGUCCGUCUGGCAUUGGUGGAGUAUUUAGAAAUGAGCAAAGAGUAGUCAUGUGAUCUAUUCAGGCCCAAUCAGAGUAGGUGACUCAUUGAGGGCUGAAAUUCUAGCUGUAUUGGCAGUUCAAAAAGCAAAAGGAUUGAACAUUCGAAAAUUGUAAAUUGAAGAAGAUUCAAAGCUGGUGAUUAAUUGGCUCCGAAAGGAUGAGGAGGAUGGAUGGUGGUGCUACAUCUAUGAGAAAAGGAAGGUGAUGAGGUUAUUACAAGGGGUAGAGAUGACAUUCAAUUGGGUGAGAAGACUGAAGAGAAGCCAAUGCAUUUGCUGACACACUGGCUAAACAAGGGGUGGGAAGGAACAAUUUGUUUUGGACUAUGUUGUUACUUGAUACUUCCUUGGGGAGAGCUAAGAGAGUUUAUUUCUCCCCCUGGCUAAACAUGGUGUGUCUCUUUUCUUAGACAGUUAGACAGCAAGGGUUCCGUGCCUCUCCUUCUCCAGUGGGAUACCUGAAUGGGUUGGCUAUGACGGGGGUGUCUCUUUUCUCAGAUAGCAAGGGUUCUGUACCUCUCCCUCUCCAGCGGGAUACUUGAAUGGUUUGGCUACAAUGGGGGUUUCACAUUCUCAAGAUUUGAGGUCGCUCUAGGCUGUUUUCCUACUUGCCUUGGAUGUCUUUAUUUCACUUGGGGUUUUGUUUCUACCAUUGGAUUCUCCUCUUUAUUUUCUUCUACUAAGGGAGUUUGUUUUCAUGCUAGAAGUAUGUUUAUGCCCUUUCUCAGUGGAUUUUGAUGCAACUUUAUGUUACAACUUGUUUUAAUCGCUAGCCAUUUGUUGGUUAUGGCUGAGGACGCUCGACAAUUGCCAACAGGUUUCCUAUCACUUCACCUUUUUAUUAUAAGGGUCCUUCCAUUUUUCGAGUAACCCAUUUUCAGGUAAUCAUUCUCAGCUUUAAUUUUAAUUUUCAAAACUAAACAUUGCUAUUGAUCAAAUGCAUUAAACUUUAGUGUUUAUCAAAUUUUGACUUCUUACCUCAAUAUGAAAAUGCAAUGUCUUGGUUUUUUUUUAAAUGCUGAUCAAAAGAAAUCUCGAGGACCCAAAUUCCUUGAAGCAGGUAAUUACUUUUCUUUUGAAAAUCCUUGUACUUUCUAUUAAUUAUAAUCCCUUUGAAGUUAUAAACUAGAUAUUUAUGUGAAAUUAGGGCUCCAUUUUGAUUUAUGGUGCUAUAUUCAAUAAGGGAAUUUGUUUGUUUUCUCAUGCAACAUUUUUUGCAGAAAUUUGAAGAGUUCGGACUUGGAAUUGUGAUAUAAAGAAUUAGCUUACAUGAUCCCCUGUUGUUUCAUGCUGAAAUUCAUUUGAAGCAGUUGGCUUCCUACAUAUGCAACUCAUAAAUUAAAUGAGGGGAAGGAUAUUUCUAUGGCUUAUCAAUGGGGUAUAGAAAUUUGAGAUUAGUUGGGUACAAAUGGUCGUGGGGUUCCAGAUAUGCUGAAGCGUUUGCUAAUUAAGGAUAUUAUUUUAUUUUUUUGAUAGUUGAUUUAUUGUUGUAGUUUCCAAGGAUAUUAUUUUAGUCUUAUGAUUAUUGGUAUUGAAUUGGGAUCUGCCCUUCACAUAGCACUCCUCACACCGACUUCGUAGCCACAUCCCACCAUGUAUUGGGAACAUCUCCCAUUAAUAAUAACAUACAAGUACGGGAGAUGUUCCUAAUGUGCGACUGGUACAUGCUGUGAGAUCAGUGUGAGGAGCGAAUUGUGAGAAGCAGAUCCGGACUCAUUGGUAUUGUUCAUUAUCAUUAACAAAAAUUGGUUGAUAGUUAUUAUUACUGUUACUUAUUUUUCCAUUUUAUUUGUUUAUUCAUUUUCUACUUAAACCUCAACAGGUUUAUUUGAGAAUCGCUUAUGCCUACAUUGCCUUUUGUCCCUUGUAGGGAGCUCCAUUCAGUUAAUCAUCAAUGAGCAUCGAGCUGAAGGGAUGAGAGAACCAUCAUAUGGAUAACCGAACCCUACAGGUUUUUAGUGAAGAUGGAAAAUCAGUUGGGACAACCACAAGUCUGAUUCUAUGUCUUGGCCUUUAAUCACAAAUCAUUAGUCAUGGCGUUGAGAGACAAAGAUGUCCAUUGAAGAGCGAUUUUUGCUAUAGAAGACGAUUCAAAUAGCUCACCUCAAGUAUUAACAUGUUUCUGUAAAGAAUGAGAUUUUUCUUUUGUAAGAAGCAUAUUAACCUCUUUAAAUUCGUAUGGGUAGUGCUUAUUACACCAUUUCCAAAUUAAUUAAUUUCUUUUAAAAACA
Nelumbo nucifera (sacred lotus) is the source of this 4856-nucleotide messenger RNA. The record is from RefSeq and is a predicted model, not a curated record. Lineage: Eukaryota; Viridiplantae; Streptophyta; Magnoliopsida; Proteales; Nelumbonaceae.